Babesia bigemina is the source of this 1260-nucleotide messenger RNA. RefSeq lists its product as hypothetical. The transcript has 2 exons. Lineage: Eukaryota; Apicomplexa; Aconoidasida; Piroplasmida; Babesiidae. The coding region runs from base 1 to 1260 and encodes 419 amino acids. Gene Ontology annotation, molecular function: protein binding. The record is from RefSeq and is a predicted model, not a curated record.
AUGUAUCGCGAGGGCAGGCCGGUGUGUGAGCUGGCCGCCGUCGCCGUCGACGACCGCCUCGCGUACCUCGGAUUCCACGGCUCGCACUCCUCUAUCGCAGUAUUCAAACGCGAAACCAUGGAAUUCGUCGGGCUGCUGACGCGUAUGUGCGGCAGCGCGGGCAAAUUGCUGGCUUUGGGCGCCAGCAAGAAGCUGGUAUGCUUUACCUCAGCAGGGCACAUCUACAUCUGGGACACGAGCGAGCAGACUGUUGAGCACCUGCUGAAGAUAUCCAAUGACCCCUUGACCCAGGAGGGUUUCGUGCACCCUGACGUUAGGGUGCACCCGGCUGCGAAGGUCACUCCUGAAUCUUUAGGGGAGUGCGUGGACGUAGACUACCUGCCUGGCACGUCGACACUGGUAUCGCUGGGACCCACCGGCACGUUGACCUUUUACGACCUCUCCAGCGGCACGGAGACUGGGUCGUGUCACCCUGAGCACGACGAGGGCACGCGUGCUCUGUGCCUCCUGGUUAACACGUGCCUGGCCACAUUCCGCGAACGCAAGGGCUACUGGGUUGCGAUUGGGUUCAGCAAGGGCCGCGCCACCGUGGUAUUUCUGCCGGUCACCGGGAAGGUUGAGGAGAUGGACGGCGAGGCCGGCAGUGGAGCCGAAGUGGACACCACCGACUUGUACAGCAUCUCCAGGUGCACCGGCGAGCGUUCGGACGUGCAGUGUCUGGCUUUCAGGCAAAGGUCAUCGAGCUCCACGAGCAUGACCGUCGUGGCCGGGUGCUCUGACGGCGCCUUGCGUUGUUUCGUGUUCAAGUUGGGGCCCGACGAGCUACAGCCGCACAAGUCUGCGACUUACUUGCACUGCCGCGGCGCCAAAAAGGGCGCAAUCACCCAUUUGGUAUCGGGCUGCAGCCACGACGGGUCACCUUACGUCGUAUCGCUGUGCGUGAUGCAGCUGCCGUUCGACUUCCACACCGCCCCCCUCGUUGAUGCAAAACAGUCUCUAGCGGAUUCGUCAACGUUCUGUACGGAAGUGGUGCUGCAGACGUUGCUGCCGGACCAAUGCAACACGUACCAGCUGCUGGCUCAGUUGCGCGAAGUGGUCAGCGACAUCAAGCUCGGCGUCGAUGGCACCAGCUUCCUGCUGACCACCUUUGACGACGUGUACGUCAUCAGCCGUUUGGAAUCGGAGAACGGGUGGUCGAAGCCCAAGAAGUUGGUCUGGCAGACACCGGAAAACAUGAAGUUGCUUUCUAAGGUAUGGUGA